This is a messenger RNA of Acaromyces ingoldii, 5597 nucleotides long. RefSeq lists its product as hypothetical. Gene Ontology annotation, biological process: phospholipid transport. Gene Ontology annotation, molecular function: lipid binding. The record is from RefSeq and is a predicted model, not a curated record. The transcript has 2 exons. Lineage: Eukaryota; Fungi; Basidiomycota; Exobasidiomycetes; Exobasidiales; Cryptobasidiaceae. Bases 157 to 5334 code for a protein of 1725 amino acids. Gene Ontology annotation, cellular component: endoplasmic reticulum; ERMES complex.
ACUCCGCCCGCCACACGUGAAGCGACGCCCUGCGACCUUCGUUGGCCGAUGCGACCUCGUGCACGCCCGGACAGCUGUUCCUCUCUGGUCCAUUCGCACGCCACAAUCUCUCGUGUCUGUAGGAUGCGCAGAUAGACAGGGGGAGCACCACAAAGAAUGUCGCUGCUCUCGCUCCGCGACGUCGUCUUCUACUACCUCCUCGGUGGCGUCACCUUUCUGCCGUUGUGUGUCGCCGGCGUCCUCGUGCACUUCUACCUCUUUGCGCCGCGCUACCAGCCCCACGGCUCGUCGUCGUCGUCGUCCGGAUCGAGCCUCGCUGGCCAGGAUGACUCGCAGGGGCAGUCACUGUCGGAGCAGGACCUCUCGCCCGAGCUCAAGAGACGCGCGCUGGACCUGGCCGUGAGCAAUGCCGAGGCGCAACGCGAGGCCGAAAAGGCGAGCCAGGCCGAUGCCGCAUUGGGCUCUUCGACGGCCCCGGCGGCGGCCAAGCGUCUCAAGCCCGCACCGAGGCCAGCGCCCAAGCCCCACCGCGCAGGAUGGCUGACUGUCCGGCGGCAAUUCGAGGCCGACCAUGCGGCGACGAUGACGCAGCAGAGCGCAGCGGCGCAGCAGGCCGCCAAUGGCCAGGCUGCCGCCCAUGACGCUUCUUCUUCGUCAUCAGCAGCGCACGAAAAAGGACCGGGAUACAUGAGCAUGGUGUACCGCGGCAUGCUCAACUACCGAAGCAAGCGUGGAAAGCAGGGUGGUGGAGCAGGGGCAGGGGCAGGUGAAGGAGGCCCAUCAGCCGCGGCCAGUGGGGCGACGGCCGCCGCCGAGAACGGCCAUGGAGCUGUGGCUGGCCACGGUGCAGGAGCAGCAAAGGACAAGGGCAAGGCGACGACGCACGCCGCCCUGGCGCAAGGCGCGGGCGCAGGACCUGCGGGGACAGGGACGCGGGAGAGGGAGGCCUUCCACUGCAUCCUCAAGGGCCCCGUCCUCUACCUCUACUCGUCCGACGACGUCAGCGACCCAAACACGGAAUGCCAUGCGGCCAUCGACAUGCGCGACAAGCGCGUGAGCCUCUACCUCGCCGCUUUUGGCGACACGCUCGGCGAGCCCGGCGAGGACGAAGACGAGAACGGGAACGAGAAGGAGAAGGAGGGACGCGAGGCUGGUCCAGGGCAGCACUCGGGCAGCCAUGAUGGGCCGGGAGAGGGCGAAAGCUGGGCGAAAAAGGAGUGGAAGAAGGCAGGAAAGGCCGUGGUCAAGGACGACGAGCUGUUCACCAAGCGCAACGCCGUCCGCAUCGUCUCGACGGGCGCCUCCUCGCGCUCCAGCUCCUCGUCGCGCCCCUUGCAACAGCAGCAGCAGCGAAGAAGGAAGCGCUUCGCCCAGUGGUUCGUCUUUGCAAAGAGCGCCACCCAGCUCGAGGACUGGUACCACGCCCUGCUCCACGCCUCGCUCCUGCCUGGCCUCGACGAAGGCGCUUCCUCGUCGUCGUCGUCGUCAGCAGCCGCGGCGAGGGCUGCCGUCGAUGCGACAGAGGGCGACCCGCUCCUCGGGCCCGUUUUCUCGCCCCUCGACAUGGUCAGCCUCUUGACGUCGCUCGACACGCUCCCGGACCCCAUUCCCCUCCGCUGGCUCAACGCCAUGGUCGGCCGCGUCUUCUUCAGCAUCUACCGUACGGCGUGGAUCGAGGACUACAUCAGCCGCAAGAUCAUGAAGAAGAUGUCGCGCGUCAAGACGCCCGGCUUCCUCAGCGACUUUCGCGUCCGCGAGGUCGACGUGGGCCGCAGCCCGCCUGCAUUCAGCAGGCCGAUGCUCAAGAGCCUGACGGGCGACGGCGAGGCCAGCAUGGAGGUCGGGCUGCAUUACACGGGCAAUCUGCGACUGACAAUCUCGACGGUGCUCACCAUCUCACUCGGCUCGCGCUUCAAGCCGUACAAUGUCUCGCUCGUGCUUGCCGUGAUUCUGAACUCGCUCGAGGGCAACCUGCUGCUGCACAUCAAGCCGCCGCCGAGCAACCGCAUCUGGUUUGGCUUCACCAAGCUGCCAAAGAUGGACAUCUCCGUCGAGCCCGUCGUGAGCGAGCGUAAGGUGCAGUGGAGCAUGGUCAAGCGCCUCAUCGAGAGCAGGAUCCGGGAGCUCUUUGUCGAGUCUGUUGUCGUGCCAAACAUGGACGACAUUGCCUUUUUCGACACGCGCGCCCUCCCGCGCAGGGGCGGCAUCUGGGCCGAUGCGGCCAAGCGCAGCGAUGUUGCAGCGACCGCAACGGCAGCCGCAGAGAGGCAGAAGCAGCAGCAGCAGCAGCAGCCACAGACGAAUGAAGAUGAUGCAGCGGCGGCGGCAGCAGCGCCAAAGUCGAAAAGCACGCCGGCGUCCAUGCUCGAGGUGCCCCUCGACGACUCAUCGGGCACGAGCACGCCUGAGCUGGGCAAGAGCAGCUCGGCUGAUGCCAUGGCGGGCAUGAGCAGCAUCGAUGCGCACCUCCGCAGUCGUCGUGCUGCUCGCACCGAGGGCGAAAAAGCCACACUGGCGAGCCAGGACGGGAACAUGGCCAAGCGGGCCGAGAAGACGGCACCGCCCUCGCUCAGCUCGUCGCCCUCCUCGGCCGCCGUCGCAGGGCUCUCGACGCUGCUUGCACGCGAUCAGGCCGCCAGCUCCCAUGCCCUGUCCGACGAGGCCCAGACAGGGACCUCGCUCCUGAGCUCCUCGCCGUCGAGGCCUGCCUCUUCCUCUUCCUCGUCAAGGACGACGCAGCAGCAGCAGCAGCAGCAUGGCCACAGAAAAUCGUGGUUCGGCGGUGCGAGGCCACCGGCGCCGCAGCCCGGCUCCGAGGGCAACCUCGUGGGCAGGGGAAAGGGGCCCCAGAGCAGUUUGGCCUGGGGAAGCGCCAGCCUGAGCAUGCCGCCAAGCGGCCACGCCACCCCUGCGUCUGUGCCUGGUCCUGCGCCUGGUCCUGCGUCUGCUGUGCCUGCCCCUGGUGGUGCUGCAAGCGAUGUAGACGGCAUGAGUGAGGCCAGAGAGCAGGGGCAUGUCAAGGGCACGGACAGCGUCUCUUCGAUGGGCACCGAGGAGAGCGUUAGCACGGACCAGCUUCACGACGGACUGGCCGCUGCACUGCAGCACGAAGCAAAGCAAGAGGAGGACGAGGAGCAUGACGACCUGUCUGUCGCAGUUCCACAUCUGUCGGUCAACGACGUCGAUGACGAGGCUAGCACGCCGCUGGCCGAGUCUAAAAGCGAGGAGGCCAUGCUGGCCUCGGGCGACGACACCCUGACAGACAGUAGACCGUUUCCCACCUCGGCAGCAAGCGUGGCGCCUGCUGUUGCUGGACACGACGCAGACCGGGACAACGAGACGCAGGCAGACGCACGGCCUCGAAGGCCGAGCAGCGUGUCCAAGAGGGCGGGUGGACACGGCUUUGCGCCGCCGCCCCAGCGGGCCGUCUUGACGACGACGAGCAAUCCAUGGCAGCCGCCGUCUUCAUCGCCUGCUCCUUCGAUUGCGUCUUCGCGUUCAACGUUGAGCAGCACCGACGCGGCAGCCAAUCUGUCUGCGCUGCAUCAGAGCCGCUACGCUGUGCCCUCGAGCGACUCGGAUAGCGUGCGCUCCUCUUCGUCGCCCGGGGCAGGAUCGACGGGGCAGACGCAGACCUCGUUGUUAUGGAACAAGGCAAAAGCCAGUAUGGCCGACAAGGAGAGCAGGCAGCAGGCCGCAAAGGAGGCAAAGGACGCCAUCAAGCGUGGCUGGGCCACCUGGAAUGCACAGCGCCGAGGCACGGGACAACAGCAGGGCGCCACCUUCGCUGCCGAUGCUCCCGUCCUCCACACACCGCCGGCGUCGUCUUCGGCCGCAUCCACGCCCGACGAAGGACGGAGGAGGAAGGCAAGCUGGCUGGCAAGCAGCCCACCGGACCCGGCUAGCAUGGGCGCAGGCCUCGAGCCCUCACCAGAAGAGAAGACGACGCCGCUGCCGCCCUCGGCACUCGCACCGCCGUCGCUGGUUCCUCCGCAGAGGAAUAGGCGCCUGGUCGGAGGGUCGCCGUCGACAUCGUCAUCCGUCUCUUCCGCGUCUUCCAGGGACAUCUCCCCUUACUCUACAGCAACGACCGAGGGUGCUGGCGUCGACACAGACACGGCGAGCAUUGCGAGCUCGGGCACGGGAAGGGCUGCAAACUACAAGGAGCACCGCGCGACAAAGGAGCGCGCCUCAUCCAGGCCCUCGUCGCGGCCCUCGUCGAGGGCUUCUUCGCGGCCCACGAGCGUCGAUGGGCGCAACCAGAGCUGGAAUGCAAGCGUGCCUUCAAUCACCACGCCUGUUCCUGCGGCCAUGGCGGUGCAGAGGAAGCACGACAACACCCAGGCACCAUCUGCCACUGUCACUGCCACCGUCGCAUCGCCUGCCUCUACCUCGGCGUCCCCGUCGAGGCGGCAGUCGACGACACAGCCAUCGCUGGAUGUAGCCGAUGUGCAAGCGCAAGACGCCAUGACGAGCACCAGCGGGGUGGUCGGCGACAAGAGCGUCGCAGUGGCGGCCGUCGCAUCUCCGGAAGAAGGAGCCACGGCACAGCAACCGCAGCGCGCCUCUUCCCUGUCGCCGAUUCCCAAGCAGGCCACGCUCGAGUCCUCGCCCCAGCGCGGCUCCUCGUCCACCUCGUCGCCCUCGAGCACACCACUGAUGGGCCCGUUGCACGCCACCCCCUCAGCCUCUCCAGACACGAGUGCGAGUGCAAAGGGGAUCAAGACACAGCCGAUGCGCGCCACAAUGAUGGCCGUCCCGGGAAUCCCGUCGAUGCAGAAGAGCGCGGGUCCUCAGUCAAUCAGCGGCGAGCCACCUGCGCCACCUCCUCUUCCCUCUUCUUCCUCCUCAGAGGCACUGACGAGCAGUCCGAGCCUGAGUGCGGGAAGCUUUGGUGGGAUGCUGAGGAAGAUUCCGUUUGGUAUGUCGCCGACGGGCUCGGCCAAUGUGCCUCUGCCGGCACAGGCGCAGGCGCAGACGGUAUCGGGCAAGGAAGCCGAGAAGGUUGAACCGCCGUCGACGAGCAUCGAAGCCGUCCUGCCGACCGCUGCGAAGGAGGAUGAGAAUGUAGUCGCUGAGUCGCUGCAAGAGCAAGGACUUCAGCAAGGACUUGGACAGGACCAGGAAUUGGGAGGCGGCUCCUUGGGUCUGAGCAGUACAGCGCCAGCUCCACCGCCUGUCGCUACCUUGAGUAGCCUUGCUGAUGUCAGUACUCUAGCGGAGGAGCCAGCAAAGACGGACACGACGCCCAAGAGGAGGGUCCCGCCGCCUCCACCGCCUCCCAGGAAGCCCUCUUUGCAAGUCAGCGCCGAUCCCGGGCCCCAAUCUCCCUGAUUGGUGAUGUUGUAUCUGCCCGUUCAUUACUCAACAUGUCUUUUACUCAUCUUCCGGUGCAAUGCGCGACCUUGUUCAGCCUUCUGCGCUUCUGGUCUGAUUCAUCUCCGUCGCUUGACUUGAUAGCAAGGACAGACUGAGGGAAUGGCUUGCGAAGCUCCGAGAAGAUAAGUUAUUGCAAUUGAAUAUAGAGCAAAAGGAAGAAAAAGAAGGAGAGAGAAGCUCGUCUAGAACGAGUGCUCGGUCGAGUCGCCGCCCAUGGC